AUGGCAAGGUGGUUAACAAUUUCUUUUAAAAACAUUUUGCCUUUAAAAAAACAUGAUUCAUAUUGUAGUAAAAGAAUGUUUUUUAAUAAUAAUCCGUGUAAUUCUCCCAAAAAACAUAAUUUCAAUUUAAAAUUACUUAAAGGAAGUUCAAUAGCAAUAACUGUUACUGGAAUUAUUGGAGGAAUUUAUUAUGCAUCCCUUAAUGACAUAGAAAAAAGAAAGUUUAAUGUAACUGUGGGUGGAAUCGGAAGAUUUUUUAGAUCAUUACAUAUAGGUAUGUAUAUUACAUAUGACUAUUGGUGGACAUUAAAAAAUUUAGAUGAAGAGUCUGAAGAAUUUAAUAUGAAAAUAAAAGAAGUGCAUUUAAGAUCAGCUGAAAGAAUAAGAGAUGGAUGUUUAAAAAAUGGAGGUCUUUAUAUAAAAUUAGGUCAAGGCUUGGUUUCUCUGAACCAUAUUUUACCCAAAGAAUAUCUCAUUACUUUAAUGACUCUUCAAGACAAGUGCUUGACGAGAAAAAAAGAUGAAAUAUUGAAAUUAUUUAUAGAAGAAUUUGGUAAGCCUCAUACUGAAAUUUUUGAAGAAUUCGAUGAGAACGCCAUUGCUGCUGCUAGCAUAGCACAAGUUUUUAAAGCGAAAACACUCGAGGGAGAAGAAGUUGCCGUUAAAGUCCAGUACAUAGAUUUAAAAGAUAGAUUUAUUGGAGAUGUAGCUACCAUAAAAUUUUUAUUAAAAGUUGCAUCUUUUGUUCAUCCCAAUUUUGAUUUUCAGUGGGUGUUAAAUGAGCUAAGAGAUACAUUAGAACAAGAAUUAGAUUUUAUUACAGAAGGGAAAAAUUCAGAGAAAUGUGCAUCUGAUCUUUCGCAAUUUUAUUUCGCUUAUGUGCCUAAAGUAUAUUGGAACCUUAGUACAUCUAGAGUUUUAACGACAGAAUUUAUUAAUGGAGUUAAAGUAAAUGAAAAAGAGUUAAUAAAAAAUUUGGGGUUAAAUCUAGGGGAUGUUGAUAAAAAAUUAUUUACAGUUUUUAGCGAACAAAUAUUUCAUACAGUUUUGAUAAGGAAAAGUAAGAAAACAAAAGAAGCAGAAGUUGUUUUAUUAGAUCAUGGUCUUUAUCAAGUUUUACCAGAUAAUGAAAGGAAAAAUUUGUGUUAUUUAUGGAAAUCUAUUGUUCUUCAUGAUGAACAAAAAAUCAAAAAAUAUUCUUCUGCUUUGGGUGUCGAAGAUCCAUAUGUUUUUGCUGAAAUACUCACACAGAGACCGUUAAAAUUGCACAAAUAUCAAUUAAAAUUAAAAUUAAACGAAGAAGAUAUGAAAUACAUGACUUACAUGGCUAGAAAAAGAUUCGAUAGAAUUUUAUUAGCACUAAGACAAAUGCCUAAAAAUAUGUUACUUGUCAUAAGAAACAUGAAUACCGUUCGUGCUAUUGCUAAAGAUCAUGGAGAUCCAGUUGAUAGAUUUACUCUUAUGGCUCGAAGUGCACUGGAAGGAACUGUGGAUAAAAAUAAAAAUUCAUUUAUUUAUAAUAAGAUACAAUGUUUUCAUCAAAAAAUUAUUUUCGAAUUUCACAUAUGGACGCAUUACAUAAAAUACAUAACUCACCUGACUAUUUAUAAAGUGCUGUUAUAUUUUAAAAGAACUCCCGAUUUGUCUGUAAUGGCUAAAGAAAUAAAUUUAUAA
Molecule: messenger RNA, 1674 nt
Organism: Pediculus humanus corporis (human body louse)
Lineage: Eukaryota; Metazoa; Arthropoda; Insecta; Psocodea; Pediculidae
Exons: 7
Coding region: 1-1674 (557 amino acids)
Source: RefSeq, a predicted model, not a curated record